Molecule: messenger RNA, 1195 nt
Organism: Quercus lobata
Lineage: Eukaryota; Viridiplantae; Streptophyta; Magnoliopsida; Fagales; Fagaceae
Exons: 10
Coding region: 63-938 (291 amino acids)
Cellular component (GO): membrane
Source: RefSeq, a predicted model, not a curated record
UAAUAUAAAGAAGUACCAUUAUUAUUCUAUUUGGUCAUUGGCACUGUUAGAUCUUCAUACUCAUGGGAACCGUUAUCGACUCCCAUUUCUUGGGCUUAACUGCCAUUGUCACUGUGGGGUAUCAGUUGUUGUUCUUUAUAGUCACUGCUCUUCUCAAAUUCGAUAAAGUCACUGACUUCGCUGGAAGCACAAAUUUUGUUAUCAUUGCCAUAUUGACUCUGGUUCUGAAAGGCUCAUGGCAUUUCAGACAGAUAGUCUUGACUUUGCUUGUAGUAAUAUGGGGUCUCCGCCUGGGACUGUUUCUAUUAAUGAGGAUCUUGCAGUGGGGGGAGGAUAGGCGUUUUGAUGAAAUGCGUGCUAGUUUGGGAAAACUGGCAGUUUUCUGGAUAUUUCAGGCUGUCUGGGUGUGGACAGUUAGUUUGCCUGUUACAGUGGUUAAUUCAAGCAACAGAAAUCCAUCUCUCCAGGCUGAGGACAUAAUUGGCUGGAUUAUUUGGUCAGUGGGUUUUCUAGUUGAAGCAACAGCUGAUCAGCAAAAACUAACAUUCAAAAACUCUCCAGAAAAUAGAGGGAAAUGGUGCAAUGUUGGACUAUGGCAAUACUCUCGUCAUCCAAACUAUUUUGGUGAGAUUUUCCUCUGGUGGGGAAUUUUUGUGGCUUCCACACCUGUACUUGAAGGUGCUGAGUGGCUUGUAAUCCUUGGGCCAAUCUUCCUCACAUUGUUGCUUCUUUUCAUCAGUGGCAUACCAUUGCUUGAGGAAUCGGCAGAUAAGAAGUUUGGGAAUGUGACUGGAUAUAGGCUUUAUAAAAGAAAAACUAGCCCUCUAAUUCCGCUGCCACCAGCAGUAUAUGGGAAUUUGCCCUCAUGGUUCAAAACAACUUUCCUUUUCGAAUUCCCUUUCUACAGUCGUAGUCUUCCACAGGAAGGGUCAAACUGAACAAGCAGGAGAGAAAGUAGCGAUGGAAUGAAGAUGCACUAGUUCUUCAUGACUCUUUGAUUUGCAAUGUUUUAUUUCUCUAUCCUCCUAUGGAUGUAUGGUUCAUCACUUUUCUUCUCCAUGACUACUAUUAUGAUAAAUGAAAUUCUGAUUUGUUAAUGUUCAAGCAUGUCCUGUUAUCCCCAACAAUGUUCAAUUAAAAAAAUGUAUAUAUGAAUGGUUGCUAUGUGCGAGAAUUUGACAAUUUCAUUGGUACC